Molecule: messenger RNA, 510 nt
Organism: Pseudopodoces humilis (Tibetan ground-tit)
Lineage: Eukaryota; Metazoa; Chordata; Aves; Passeriformes; Paridae
Source: RefSeq, a predicted model, not a curated record
CCCCCCCCCCCGAGCAGCGCCGCCACCGCCGGGAUGUCCAAGCGGCGCCGCGUCAGCUUCAGCCUGGAGGAGCCGACCGGAAGUGAGGGGGAGGGGCCGGAAAUGCCGAACCGGAAGCGGGCCGUGGCCGUGGGGGGUCCCGGCAGCCGCUUCCCGGCUCAGCCGUCCCUGGACAGCGACGAGGAGGAGGAGGAGGAGGAGGAGGAGAGAGAGGAAGGACCCCCGGUGGAGGGUCAGGAGCCGGGCCCCGCCCCGGGGGUGGGGGAGGGGCCGGUGCCCUUCACCCCCUUCAACCUGGAGGAGGAGUUGGGGGAGGGGCGCUUCGACCCCCACGGGCACUUCCUGCCCCUCCCCCAGCGGGAACCGCCCGACCCCUGGCUGGAGACCAUCGAGGGGGCCUGGGCCUCGCAGGGAUAUUUCUCGGGUGGGGGAGGGGCGCGGUGCCGCCGCCUCAACCCCCCCGGGCCUUUCUACGACUGCGCCCGCAUCGACUUCCGGCUCUACACCUGA